CGGCCGUCUCCUUUUUCUCAUUCUCAUUCUCACAGCCUCAUUUUAUCUAUACCUCAUUUGCCCAGAGCGGCGCUAAUUAUUUCGUGUUCGGUUUGCGACUGGUAUCGCCUUUUCAUAGUUCACGAUCAUGGCGUCUAUUACGACUCGUAAGGGAAGAAGGUGUACGGCAGUGCCGAAAUUAGUACAUAUCGAAGCAGUACCUGGAGCUUCUAGUUCGACGUCGACAUCGGAAACAUCUUCAUCAAGUUCAAGUUCAAUUUCAACUUCAACUUCAUCUUCGUUGUCAUCAUCAUCAUCAUCUUCAUCCUUACCACCCUCUUCCAUAUCUAGUUCGACUGCGGCCAAUACUCCACCCGCAAUUGAAAACCCAGCCCAACAGGAUACUCCGCUCCCUCCAGAAAUAUUCCCAAGCCCAACAAGUAUCAUAGCAGCGCAGCCAUCGAUAGACCCGGCUAUUUCGGCAGCACCUCCCGCGCCAACCAUAACCGGCACCGACGAGGUCUCUUCUUCAGCUGCUCUCCUUACCGACACGGCUACUACUCCGUCCCCUACUCAACUAGAUGCGCAAGUGUCGAGUUCAGCGGGGCAGGAUGAUAAUCCUGUACAACCGACAUCCUCGUUAUUUGAACAGCCGGUAGACUCUUCCUCAUUAACUAGUUCUGUUGAAAAUACCUCAUUACCGACGAUAGGGGUAACGCAAGCUUCUAGUUCCUCGGUAGAGACGGGGGCAAAGGGGACAGGGUUGCCAAGUACCCAAAAGGCAGCAACUGGCAAUGCUAUCACUACGGGACAGACGAUAGCCAUAGCAGCUGGAGUAGUUGGUGGGGUCAUGGCAAUUUCGCUCAUAGCAUUCACCAUCUGGUUCUGGCGGAAGAGGAGACAAGAACGGAGGAGUAGUAUGUUGACGCCUAUGUCCCCGAGGACAACAUUCCGCGAUGAUGAGAAGGGAUCUUAUCUCAUAAGCCGGACGUCCUUGGGUCCGACAUCGCUCCCCCAGAAGCUCUGGGCGACCGUCGAGGCUAGGUAUAGAAGACUGCGUGGACGGGUUGGCAGCAUUGUGGCGCGUAGCAGUAGUCCGAGCCCAAGCGUUAACCUUGACCGCGGGAAUUCCCAAUUUGGUCUGCCCGAGCCAGCACAUAGCCGAAACAAUUCGAAUACAGGACCAUCAACUGACAAGGGCCGUCCUGUGGAUUGGUGGGGUCGGUUAACGGAGGAUGAGAAUUCUAACUGGCAACUACGUCGCGAGUCGGAGAACCAUGGGCCUGCAUUUGGCUUACAACCCGGGCGGGAAUUAGAAAAGGCGCAAGGAAGUGUAAAUGGCAAUCGGCGCCGCUCAACAUCCGUGGGCGACGAACAUUUCCUCGGCGGCCUAGGAUUAGAUUUCGAUUCAGCUGACCCCUUUUCGGAUGUAAACGCCAUAGGCAACAAUACGGCUAAGGCUAAGCCUCUGAUGGUUUCCGCGGUCAAUAAUCCAUUUUCGGAUUCUCAUGCUAUUGCGGCCCCGUCGGGUGCCGUAAAUGGAGGGAUCGCAACAUACGUGCAACAUUCCCGACACUCCCACAGUCACAGCGUGAAUGGUAGCAUCAGCCGCCAGACGAGCAACGCUAGCCACCGCACGAGCGUGGGCACCAUCGGUACUCGACGCAACAGGUUCCGCUCCGACCCCUUUGAUUUGGAUCGCCCGGAUUUUCUACGGAGCGCCAACUCUAGCAUGGAUGCUACCGCGGGAUGGGCCAGCAGAGCCAGCCGCAGCAGCACUGAUAUCGGGAGUGUACCCGAUGCUCCGCAGCAAGCCCAUAUGAGGAACGCAAGCUUCUCGUCGAAAUACUCGAGCGGCGUAAGCAACACGGGCUGGAGCGAACCGGGGCCAGAUAUUGGUCCGGUAGUUGGGCGGUACACACUAAGUCCAGAUAGCCGACCAGAGCGACGGGAUUCUGACACAAAAAGCGGCAAGAGCCAGGGUAGCGUAGGCAACGCCCUAUAGCAUAACCUACACUUACACCUAAAACACAAAGACGCAGUAGACGUAGCGUAUAGCAUAGAGCGGGGAGAGGGUUAGAUGACGAGGCAUGAAGCAAGCGCUGCAGCUUGAUU
This is a messenger RNA of Daldinia loculata, 2094 nucleotides long. RefSeq lists its product as uncharacterized. Bases 128 to 1984 code for a protein of 618 amino acids. The transcript has a single exon. Lineage: Eukaryota; Fungi; Ascomycota; Sordariomycetes; Xylariales; Hypoxylaceae. The record is from RefSeq and is a predicted model, not a curated record.